AGGGGCCACGGCGGGCGGGCGGCGUGCGUGUCCCCGGUGCCAGCGUGGCGAGCAGAGGGCCAGUCUGACUGCCGAGUGUUGGUGAUUACAUCGACAGCGGCGGUACAGUUGCAUAGGUACAGAGUAGGUCCAGUUCGAGCACAGCUGCGCCGGCCCCGCCACCACCGUUGCGAUGUACGAGUGCCCGUUCGUGUCCGGCGAGGAGGGCGGACCCCAGCCGAGAGCGACCCCCUCCAAGGUGAAGCGAAGGUUCAGCCUCAGGAGAGGCCAGGCAGGCAGGGGCAAUGAGAACGCGGCGCCUGGUGCCACGGCGUUGUCAGGGUUCGGCAGUGCUGUCCCUCCGUGGCUCCAGAGCUUGGAGACGCCGCCGAAGCGAAAGGAAUCCUUCAGCUCGGGCGUGAGAAGGAAGUCCCUGCGACUUGUGGCUCUGUCCUUUCGGCAGGCGUCGGGGCAGAAGGCCAAAAGGGAUCCCCCCCCGCCUUCGGACGCUCCGUCGGUGUUCGAGCGCGAGUGCCUCAACAACCUCUCGCCCAACGACCCCGAGUUCGUGCGGCGGACGUCCAUGCGCUGGCGGAGGAAGACCGGGCUCGCCGCCCCGCCGCAGGGCGCGCUCUAUCGAGUGCCUCCCGCGCACGGCUGCCUUCUCGAAGUCCCUCUCGUGUCCUCUUACGGCGCCAAGUUCGAGUGGCCGACGCACCCCAGCCAGCAGCCCGCCGUCCACAAGCGCGUGUCGGUCCCUCAGAGGACCCACGACGUCCCCGUGGCCCUGGUGGCGCCGUCCCUCCCGCCGCACCACCUCCCCUUCGGCGCCCACGCCGCCCAGCGCCGCGACCUCCUCAUGAGAUCACAGCGCCGACACUCCGCGUCGGGGAUUGCCCAGCGAUCCCUGCAGUCGAGUCCCAAACCCUGCGGGAGGGAUCCUGCGGAGAGACUUCAGAAGAGAAGCCUUCAACCGUCGCGAGGAUGUCCUUCCUUCGCGAGGGACAGGAAGGGCGCGCCGACGUGUAGAAGAGACGUGAGGAGGACUUCCUUGCGUUGCGGCGACGACACCGUGACUGAAGGGUUUUUGAAGUUGCUGAAGGAUGUAAGGCACAGAAAAGCGCACAAGGGAAGCAAAAAAAGCGAAAAUCCACAUGAGAAAAACCUCGAAGUCGACCAUUUACUCACGACUACGACCACGCCGCUGCGCCGCCUAAGUCACAGGCUUCGCAAGUCCUUCGGAAGUCAUAAGCGAGACAGCGACGUGUGGUCCCAGAGUGACCUGUCGUCGACUAGCGACCUGUCUUCCACAUCCUCAAGAUCCUGUCACAGCUUUUUAUCCGCCACACUCUCGUCCUCGUCGUCCUGUCGAAGUGACCUGUCCUUCAGGAGUGACCUGACUUCCUCUUCCUUCUCCUCGUCGCCCUCCUCCGUCUUUUCCUCCUCGUCCUCCUGCCACAGCGACAUGUCUGCGCUGUCGUCGUCGUCAUCGUCUUCCCGACUCGGCUUCCAUGAGAUCUUCGUUGCCGAAACUGAGGUCGCUGAAACGUUUGCGAUCAUGUUCCCGUCGGAGCCGCGGCCGGAGUGGCACAGGCACCUCCGGCAGGUGCUUCACAAGGCGGGCCAGAAGAUCUUCAAGAAGCCGGAACACCACGAUACUCAUAUCCCCGAGAAUUUAAGAUACCAGCUCAAGCAAAUAUACGUGUACUAGCUGUUGUCUCGCGUCUACUAGGAGAGUUGUGCCUUCCGUGUCCCAGGGAGGGUCUGCUAGCUGAUCUCCGUCUGCUAGGAGAGUCGCGUCUGCUGGCGGAGGGGGCGGCGGCUCAUGAGAGGCUGCCUUCCCCCGCUCGUCUGCCGGGAGAUGGCCUUCUGCAGGGAGGCCCGGAAGCUUCUGGCAGGUCGGCUGCGCCCUCCUGCGUCAUUUGUUCAUCUUCAGUGUCAUCAUUGUCAUUCUCGUCUUCUCCUUUGUUCUCCUCUCAUUCUCCUUUCUCCUCUACUUUUUGUUCUUUUUCUUUUUAUUAUUCUUAUUAUUCUUUUUCUUCUUCCUCCUCCAUCUCCUCGACGCCAAUCCCACCAGCGAGUCUUUCAGGCCUUUUCUCCAUCUCUCUCUGCAUCAUUCCAUUUCCUUCUUGCUUCUCCACCUCUCCUUUCAUUUUCUCUCCGCCAUCCCUCCCCUUCGCAUUAAUUUAUCCAAAUGAAUAUUUAUCAGACAAAUUGAUUAUUUAUCAUCCAUCUGUUCGGAAAAAAAGGAAGAUAAAAAACGCAAAAUGUGUGAAUAGGUUUUUUUUUCCUUCGAUACUAUGGAAUCAUCAGCGUUUGUGCAUUUAGUCAUUUUGUUUCGUCAGUUCUGUGCUGAAAGGGCUUUUGUAAAGAAAGAUUGUUAUUAUUUAUAUCCUCCCGUGUUAUGCUUUCCUUUCCAAACGUAGGCCUGUGUAUUUGCUUCCUGUGUUUGUUUUAUUUGUUUUUGCCCUAAUGUAAAGGCAAAAAGCAAAAUAUAAACAUGACACACAAAAAAUACCAAAGCCUAUUUAUUUCUCACCUGAAACUUCAUACAAUCAUCCAUAUAUACACGUGUGUGUACAUACAUAUGCAUAUACACACACAGAUGUGUAUAUAUAAAUCUGACACUGGUUUUCCGAAAGCCUCGUGGACACAACAGCUAGAAAACUGUAUCUGUGCUUGGGGUAGACAUAUUUUCAGAUAUCAGAUGACCUGCACACUCACUCUUUCUCUCUCUCUCUUUAAUUCCCUUUCCAUUGCAGUCAUCAGAUGUGUGAUAGAUGCUUACUGUGUUAUUCAAGGCGAUCAUCCAGCGUGCACCACGGCAAAAACCCAACAUUUGAUUUCGUAUUAGUUGUGUUUCCCCUCCUUAGCGAGAAGAAAAGAAAACGGUGAUUGUUUUGUUGGUCCGUGUGUGCAGCCGCGGAUGGUUGCCUUCCUCAGGGAUUCAUUUUGUAUAUGUCUAUUUCACGGCUGUUUUUCUUCCCCGUCUUUAUUCCCGUUCUGCGUGACGGAAGUGGGGAAAACAGCGAUAUCAUUGUAAAUUUACUCAUCGAUGGAUAAAGAGUUUAUAAAAUGGUUUUUAGUCUUCAACGCAAUGCCUGCGCUUUUUAUUCCUGGUCGAUUUUUUAACAAACUGUAUCCGAUUUCUUGGCUUUGUCCAGAGCCUUGUGUGGUUGCCAGCAUUUUUUUUUUAUAAUGUCUGUUAAUCUCAUCUGAUGUUGAUUAAUCUCUUUAUCAUGACAGUGACGCUAUCGAUGGUUUGGUGAAACAGCCUACGGUAGAUCUUUUGACGUGAAUGUCUUACAAAGGUUUCAACAUGUGAUACGAAGCCUGAAAUAAGGGAAUUUGAGGAAAGUUGACGCCGUUUUCCGAUAUAUAUUUUUUUUUCUUUUUUUUGUGAAAAUGGAGAUGAAUUUGAAAAUCACUAGGAAUUCAAAAUGAAUAUUGAAUCAAUGACAAAAAUUAAUAGUAUUAAGAAAUAUUAAAUUAAUAAGUUCAUUACUAAAAAUUAUCAUGACCAAAAUUGAGGAAAAUACAAAAUGUUGGUUCAUGAAAUUCGAUGUGUUAUAUGUAACAAAAACUGUUAAAUUAAUAUUAAUGUAUUUUUGAAAUUAUUUAUAAACUAAUCAUAUGGAGCCAGUGAAUUGUAGAUCAUAAGGAAAAAUGUUUUUUAACGAUUUUUAGUUUUGUCUUUCAGUCUAUUUUCUGCAAUAGUUACCAUGUUCUAAAAUUUUAGAUGCUAUUCCAAAAUAUUUAAUUUUUUUCUCCUUUCGUGGAUUUUAAAAAUUCAUUGGUCAUUUAUUUGCAAUGUUCCAAAUUAUUUUAUUUUUUCCCCCCUAUUUGUCUUCUGAGUUUUCCUAUAUUUUUUCUUCCUUUUCCCUUCAAGAAAUACACUAAUCAAAAGAGAUAAUCAUGUUACAUUCAACUUUGCAAGACGUAUAAUCAUUAUUGCAGACGAUAUGCAUUGCGUCAUCCAGUCUCGUGACGUCACCACGGCCUGCCCUGGUAACGAAUGUCUGUCUGCGCAAUAAUGUCGCUCAAAAUACCAAUAGGUUCAGUAAUACAGUAAUUCACACUCCCCGCGCGUUCACAAGCAAGCGCUGAUCAUAAGCAUGCCGUGGCUUGCGUUCACAAACACGGUGAUCGCUAAGCUUGCCGCGUUCACAGGCUCGACCCUCAUGCGUGAGUGCGUUCGUUUUGUCUCGUCAUCCCUGGGCAUUAUCACUACAAGCUGCAUUUAAGUACCCAGGCUCUCCUUGACUAUCCCGCGCAUUAUAUCCCUCUCACCCUUAUUCUCUUUUCGUCUCUGUCUUGUGUAUUUAUCUUUAUAUCUUGUCAUUCUCUCUCCCGCCAUUUUCUCCCUCCCUCUCUCUCUCUCUCUUUACUCAUCUACCUAUUGCCUUAAAACAAUAUUUGUGGGAAAUAAGUGCAAAAGAAUUCUCAGAAAAUACGUGAUCAAGUAACAGUAUUUUUGUAUGUAUCACCGUGUCGAUAUCUGCUCGACAUGUCCAAAACAAGUUAUAUGAACUUGACAUGCCUAUUUUUUUUUCCAAAAUGCGUGUGUAGAUUUUCAUAUAACCAAGCAUGUCUGCAGAGAACAGAAGCGACGGUUGAAUGCAUUCUUAGCAGCUCCUCAUGAUGACCUUUGACCUACUUUGUGAAAAAGUGAAUCCCAAAACCCCAGUACAGUGACCUUCCAGUGACCAAACUGUAAUGAUCUGAACGCACUUCAUGGCAUUUUGAAGCUUCGUUUCAGGUCAUAAUAAUUUUUUAGAUGUGUAUUUUUUCAUGUUUUUUUUGUUAUAUAUAAACUUUUCAUUAUUUUUUAUUAUCAUUAUAUAUUGUACAUGAGGUUGUGCCAUACACCUAUACUGACCUGGUGUUUUUUUUCAUUAUCAUUUUCAAUAUGUGACAUAUGAUGUAACUUAUCGAUAGUUGGUUUGUUACAAUAAAAGCAUUUUAGUUAAAUAA
Molecule: messenger RNA, 4953 nt
Organism: Penaeus monodon (black tiger shrimp)
Lineage: Eukaryota; Metazoa; Arthropoda; Malacostraca; Decapoda; Penaeidae
Exons: 2
Coding region: 173-1690 (505 amino acids)
Source: RefSeq, a predicted model, not a curated record